This is a messenger RNA of Salarias fasciatus (jewelled blenny), 3834 nucleotides long. RefSeq lists its product as uncharacterized. The transcript is spliced from 5 exons. Lineage: Eukaryota; Metazoa; Chordata; Actinopteri; Blenniiformes; Blenniidae. The coding region runs from base 281 to 1276 and encodes 331 amino acids. The record is from RefSeq and is a predicted model, not a curated record.
UCUGCAGGCUGUGUGUGUGCGGUCGCGUCUACCAGAGGAAACAUUGCGUCUUCUGCACCGAGAAUGAGUUCAAUUCAGGCUUUGAGAGAGUUUAUCAACGAGCGACUAACAGCUGCUGCUGGAGAAAUAUUCACCGUGUUUGAAGAAGCUAUCAUGCACUACGAGGAGGAGAUUGAGCGGCAGCGCAGCAGGCUGUUAGAAAUCAACUGGACACCUCCGAUCAAGUUGAAGGGAACAGGUAUGAAAAGAGAAUCCCCAGCAGCACACUGGUAACCAGAAGAUGAUCUCCAGUCUGGAGCAGGAGGAACAUGAAGCUCCACGCAUCAAAGAGGAGCAGGAGGAUUAUGUUGCGGUGACUGUUACUGAUGGAGAAAGUGACAAUCCUCACAACUCUGUGAGAGACUUGACCAUCCAGCGACUAACAGCUGCUGCUGUGGAAAUAUUCACCAUGUAUGAACAAACUGCGGUCCAGUGUGAGGAGGAGAUUGAUCGUCAGCGCAGACUUCUGGAAAUCAACUGGAAUCCUCAAAAUGAAUUGCACAGAACAGCUGCCACUAUGACUACUACAUGUCCAGCAACACCACCCAGACCCUGGACGACCCUGGAGGAUCCUGCCUUCAGACACUUGCAAGACCUCGCUGACAAACUUGGCGCAUCCCCGAGGAGCUCCUUGAUGUCAGAGGAGAAGUACAACUCCAUCAUCCAACACCUGCGGCGUCCACAGGAGAAGAUCGACCCGCAGUUCAAACACUGGGUGAAGAAGAGGAAGUUUCAGAUCAUGGAUCUGCCGGGACUCGGGCUGAGCCAGGUUCUCGUUCUGCCCAAUGACAACAAGAACAAGAAUGACAGUGACUCUCCCUAUCUGUGCGUCCUUCACUCUGGCAACGUUGUCCACAUCGUCCAUGACAUCCACACCCACGAGCUGAACCACAGCGGGUACAAGAAGGUCCUGGACUACGCUCAGCGCCAGUACUUCGGAGUCUUCCGCGGUUUGGUCCAGGAAUACUGCAACAGCUGCCAGACGUGCCAGCUAAAGCAGCUUCAAGCCGUCCGGCCGCCCCUCUGGGCCAUCCUCCAGGAAGACUUCUUGGACCACAUGCAGUCUCCACCAGUGCCAUCGCCAACAACACACACCAGCAUCAGGAAGCGGACUCUUGACGGCUCCCACCAGGCAGCAACACAGACGGCCGACUCCGACAACCAGUGCAAGCGGGAGAAGGCUCAGGAAUCUGAAGCCGGUGACACCGUGAGCGUCGGCGUGCCGAGGCUUGAAUGAUCUUCACUUGACCUUACACGUCUACCGGGCAUCGACAGGGACGUGAUAAAGACCGACGCGCUCAUCACUCAGCACGGGACGCUUCAGGGAACUGAGCAGGGGGGAGAUCUACAGGAGUACGUCGCCAGCUCCGACCCGGUCGUCACCCUUCAUGAAGCUGCCUGCAAGUCUCAUCCAGAGAGCAAGUUCACCAAGACGAGCAGCAGCAACAUGAAGGACGCGUGUGAGGCGGGUGACCCUGAGUGUCAUCCGCACACACAGCCACACAGUCACCAGGCACCAACCUGCUCGCACCAAGCAGGCGAGAGCCAUUCAGUGUCCAACCAGACAAUGACGUCCAGCCAAACACCAGACAGCCAUGUGACGGCCACACAGACGACAGUGUAACCCACAUCAAAUGAUCUUAAAAUGUACAAAUGAUCGUUUAAAAUAUUUAAAUUGGUGAUUAAAAUGCGGAAAUUCAUGUGAAAGGGUAGAAAUUCUGAGUAUUUUAUUGAGAUUGGUUAAAAGUUGUUAUAGCUCCCCAUUUAUUAUAACAAUCAGGAGCUGCUGGUGAAAAUGCACUUUAAUUGUAGCAAGAAGCUGCAGAGCUGAGAGGUGAAGGAGAAGCAGGAUUCAUGCUCAUUAACAAGUGUGAUUCUAAAAUAUAUUAUUGAAGAGCUGUGGAAGGAUGCCUCUGGGCUUGUUGAUACCUGUAAACCUAUGUUGGUUAAUCUCGGCAGUUUUUGGUGAAUGUUAACCUGCUUUCGACACGUUACUGGUAACGACGAGGCUGCAAUAGAUAAAUGUUCGCCGACAGCUGAGCUAACUUUGUAAAUGAGACGUUAUAAACCGCCGAGCCUUUUAUUUUCACCAUUUUUGAGAGUGUAUAUUUUCUAGAGAAAUGCUGAGUUUUGCAGCAUUAGUGCUUCAGCACCGCGUUGGUCCUGUGUUCGAUCGCAGCAGUGAUGUUGCGUCUCCCAGUGAGUGUGAAGUGUUAUUUAAUGAAUUUAUGGAAUCUGUGGACUGACUGAGUUAUUUUCCUCUUGACCUGCUGUGCAGGUCAGGGUUUGGUUUUUUUUCCCAGAUUAAAGCUGACUUUGGAUUGGCAAGCCAACCCGAGAACCACGUGUUUAGAAACGCUUGUGAAAUGAUUGCUGCAAACUGACUGAUGGAUCUGUGGUAAACUUUAUGCCAAAGCUGCAGGAUUAUUUAAACCUUUUCGUUCUGGUUUCUUUCUUCAUCUUUUUUUUUUUUUUUUUUUUGUCUUUCUUCAAACUGAUUUGGAAACAACACUGGAUUUUUGGACACUGGAUCAAAUGGAAUGACCUUUUUUGGAGUAGAAAUCUUCAAGUCAGUGGACGAACGUUUUGAAAUGAAUCUGAAAUUCGUAGAUUUAAACUUGAUUGAUGUGUUAUAUAUUGUUUUCUUUUAUAAUUGUCAUUAUUGUGGUUCCUGGUUUGCCACAUAUUUCAUAUGCGAGUUUAAAUGAUUAUUUUUUUUUUACAUUUUGAAAGAGAAUUCAUUCAAAGAUACUGUAUUACAGAACCUUAAACAGGAAUGAUCUAUUUAAAGUGAAAUAAUCCUUAUCUAAAAGAAGCCAUCCGGCUCAGACGAGCUGUGAGAACCAAAAUUCUUCCUUGAAUAGUUUAAAAAGAGGGAGAUUCAACCUAAUUUGCCUUCUGUGAAUGUUCAUUUAUCGUUUGAAUAUAUGCAGGAUAAUUGAUCUAUUGUCUGAUUGUUGUCCUGUUGUGUCUCAUCUUCAUUUAGUAAAGUUCCAGGUUUUAGAUUCAAAGUUUUUGUUCUUUGGUCUCUUCGGGUCCAGUAGCUCUAUUUUGGUAUCAGCCUGUUUAAGUGCUACAACUCCAUAAAAUGGCAACACUGGGCCGGUCAGAUAUCCGUAGUCUGAGUAGCAUCGUUGCUCCGUGGCAAGCAGCUGUGUGCAGCCAGCUCCUUGGGAGUCAGACACUCUGGAGGGAAACACUGUUAUUGCUGACUCAGUUGUGCAUGAGAAGAAGUGUUUACUCCAGCCGCGGUGCACAUGCACAGUGGUGUUUUCCUCAAGUGCAUCCAUCAUCUAGAGGGAGACGAAGACCUGAAGGAACCCGCCUCUCCAGAGAUGAAGAUGGAGUGUAGAGUUGAGACACACCAGGGACGACGUGGACGAUCAUGUCCGGCUGUUUGUCUUCUGCAACAAGCAAAGACACAGCAUGACGAGCCUCCAGGGCUGUGGCCGAUGCUGUGGCGGCCUUCCGCAUCGUUUCUCGAGAUGACCUGAAUUCAUUUUGUUUCCUCUUGAAAAACUCCGGUGGCUUAGCGAUAUGACCAGCGUGUCCUGGAGUCCUGGUGACAGUGAGCUUAAGCGUGAUGCAAAACAGAUUCUGUUCACAACUGACACGAAACACCAGGAACCUGGAACAUGCAAGAAAGCAGAAAAUUAUUAAAAUUAUACAAUAAAAUAAAAAUCCAAGGAGCAAUGUGAUUUUAGAUGUACAAAAUUAAACUGAGAUCCCCAGCAGGCUAAAACAGACUGAAUCCCCCCUCUGAUGGGUUAGGUGAGGGUGACCUUCUCAGAAAAU